Molecule: messenger RNA, 2044 nt
Organism: Sphaerulina musiva SO2202
Lineage: Eukaryota; Fungi; Ascomycota; Dothideomycetes; Mycosphaerellales; Mycosphaerellaceae
Product: transcription initiation factor TFIID, TATA binding protein
Exons: 3
Coding region: 555-1331 (258 amino acids)
Biological process (GO): DNA-templated transcription initiation
Molecular function (GO): RNA polymerase II general transcription initiation factor activity; DNA binding
Source: RefSeq, a predicted model, not a curated record
CCGCACAAAAGUCCGACGACACGGCUAUCUCCUCAACCUCAUCCCGUCGCCGUGCUUCAUCUCCAUAGCAGCCGUACUGAAUACCAACUACCGAACUGCAGACAAGUCGCAAAGACUCACUUUUCUUAGUUCUUGCCGUUGCGUCGUCGCGUCAUCGUCGUCGUCGUCGUCGUCGUCGGGCCAUUCACUCUUUGGAAGUUGCGCUCGUCUCAUUGGAGCGCAGAAGUAAAGUGCCAAGCCUGGUCUACCCAAACGACUUUUCUUCUCCACCAACUUCGACCUCACCACCAACAUUUCCAGUUACGACGAGGAUCUGCUGGCAGGCACCUCGCGACUUAAUCCACCUCACCGCCGCGAGCGCAUCAGCUCAGACACUUUGACUAGUCUGCUCUGAUCUGAACCGCCGCACUGCACCGCUAGCGCAUCACCGCUGCGACCUCACCACCACCACCACCACCCACCCACCGACCAUCCACGAGCGCGUCGCACUUGCGACGUCCAUCAUCCCAACUGCACGACCUGAUACUUCAGUGGGCGCACUCCGCGACGCAAACAUGGAGUCACAAGCGUACAUGACCCACCCGAGCACUGCCGCCGAGGCCAAGCAGUUCACUGCUCCCUCGUCGCUCUCCUUCCCUGGUGCCAACGGCCACCUGACCCCUCCAUCGUCCGACGCUGGCCAAACGAGCAAGAACGGAACGAACGGGCAACAACAGGUCGUUGCGCAAGGCAAUGGGGUGACUCCCGCUACGCCAGCUGCCACGCCAGGACAAGCGAAUACGGGUGUCAGUGGUAUCGUCCCAACUCUGCAGAAUAUUGUUGCUACAGUGAACUUGGACUGCCGCUUGGAUCUGAAGACGAUUGCGCUCCAUGCACGUAACGCCGAGUACAAUCCUAAGCGUUUCGCUGCCGUCAUCAUGCGCAUUCGCGAACCUAAGACCACGGCACUCAUCUUCGCUUCCGGCAAGAUGGUCGUGACAGGUGCAAAGUCGGAAGAUGAUAGCAAGCUUGCCAGUCGCAAGUAUGCGCGCAUCAUCCAGAAGCUCGGUUUCAACGCGAAAUUCACGGACUUUAAGAUCCAGAACAUUGUCGGCUCUUGCGAUAUCAAGUUCCCUAUCCGCUUGGAGGGUCUUGCUAGCCGUCACCACAUGUUCUCAUCGUACGAGCCCGAACUCUUCCCUGGUCUGAUCUACCGCAUGAUGAAGCCGAAGAUUGUUCUUCUCAUCUUCGUCUCGGGCAAAAUCGUCCUGACCGGAGCCAAGGUUCGCGAAGAGAUUUACCAGGCUUUUGAACUCAUCUACCCUGUGCUCUCGGACUUCCGCAAGACCUAAUUACUCACCCACCGGCAUCCUGUACCAGUAUUAUGGUCUUCCUGUACCAACACUACUACUUACACCAGAGGUUUGAUGCCAACCUCGAUUCAUCUGGUCGAUACCCCCCGCCGUUCAUCAGUCAUACUGGUCCGUUCUUGGAUUCCAGUUGACAGAUGACGGCUCGACAGAUGGCAUUACUUUUUUCGUCUUUUUUUGCUUUAGACAUGCAUGGCGAGGUGUUACACGGCGUCCUAUUCGACAUACCAACCUGGAGCUGCUUAUCCAGCUGCCACGACUACUUCUGGACUGGGGUUUAAGUCGAAAUUUAGACUAUUAUGCGCUAUGCGCUGGCAACAGACAGCCAGCAUUGGCGCGCACGCGAGCUCACAAAAGAGCUCACAACUGAGACUGAUGACACGAGAGCGCGAAAGUGCGAGAGUGCGAGAGAGAGGGAGGGAACGGGCGAGCGAGAGAAGAGGCCUGUCUGUGUGAGAGAGGGCGAGGACUGUGGCCAGAUGCCUGCGAGGGCAUCGGCAAGCGUGAGCUUGUCCAUGAAGACACAAAAGCAAGUAGUGGGCCCGGCUUAAGGUAGUGCACCAAUUGCCACCCUCAUGCUUCACUUGAAAAGUUUCCUCUUUUUAUCUCUUGUGCUCUGCUCUAUUGCUCUGCCCUGUCCUGCCCUGCCCUGCCCUUUCCCGUCUUUGGCCCAUUUCAUCUCGUGUUUGUCCGCC